Papilio xuthus (Asian swallowtail) is the source of this 2304-nucleotide messenger RNA. RefSeq lists its product as uncharacterized. The coding region runs from base 83 to 2218 and encodes 711 amino acids. The record is from RefSeq and is a predicted model, not a curated record. The transcript has 6 exons. NCBI's taxonomy places the organism in Eukaryota, Metazoa, Arthropoda, Insecta, Lepidoptera, Papilionidae.
UUUGAUUACGAUUAACGUUACAUUGCAGUUUAACGCAUCAAUUUAAUAUACGUUAUACAUUAAUUAACAGCUUACUCACAAUAUGAUAACAUCCUUUUUAAUUACAAGUCACAUAUGUCUACUUAUUUUAACGAUGGCACUAUUUAUGAAACAAGACUUCAAUCCGCCUAUGCUUUCUAGGAAAUGGAUUGCUAUAAAGUUAAGACCGAAUAUGUUACUCUACAGUCGUGAUAACAUAAUAUAUAUUUUGGAGAGUGGGUUAUUGUUCAGAGAGGAUUGUGCGGAGGUUGAACAGGAGACACCAGUAGUGAUGCGGCAAGCUGGUGGCUGGUUGACAACUGGAGAGCAGGUUACAGCUGCUGCGUUGGUAGCAGCUUGUAUGAUUGUAUGUCCACCUCGGAAUUUACAGAGGUCCACGUUACUCCGUACAGCGACGUAUUUGUUGCUACCGGUUUGUGUGAGGUGGGCACACAGGAGACAAUGUCGGGGUCGUUUACCCGCGCUAUUGUCUCUCAUGCGCGACUAUCUCGCUCUCGCGCGCCGCGCUGCCGCCCUCUGCAGGGAAUAUACAGCACUACAUGCAAAACUGGAAUCGUUAUCAUCAAUUAUCGAGUCGACACACAUAAUGCUGUGUCGUCAGCAAAGCAGCCUGUCAGUGCUACUUGCGCGCGCCUCCUCUGCUGUGCUGGGUAACGCGCCAUGGCUCAGAGAUGACUUAGCCUGGGACGCGGUCACUAACCAAGAUACUGAUAAUUUAUUAAAAAUUCAUCACGCAUUCUUAGUAGUACAAUCUACAUUGCUUAGACAUAUCGCUUUGGCGCACUUUAUACCGCCAACACACGCCAGAAAAAUGUGCAAGAAUCAUAACGAACUUAUUUACUGGAUUCACACAACUCUCAUAGAAUAUCUAAUAGACGAAUUCAGAGAGAAUUAUAGUUCUCUAGAAAGAAUGUAUCGAUUACUUAAAAACUAUGGUGUUAAAGAUGAACCGAAGACAGGUAGAGUCGUCAAAGAUAGUUGGAUGUACUCUGAUGUACAUGCAGACAUAGCAAGAGCUUCUUUGGAACUCAAAUUAGCUUUAACUAAAUGUAAUAGCGUAGAUAUGUUCCUAGAUGCAUGCGCGAUGAAUAAACAAGAACUAAAUGUUGUAUUACUUAAUAAAGAUAUUGACGAUCUUAUUGACAAUUUAACAAAAUGUCUGGCGACUACACAGAAUUCACAAAUAAGAUUAAAAAAAUUGCAUAGAAAAUUAGACGACGAUAAUCUAAAAGUUGACAGUACUGUUAUAAACGAUGAGGAAGAAAAGAUUUUGAAAAUAGAAGACAAAGAACCAGAGACAAAAGAUGAAGUUUUUUAUUUUGUUAAAACAGAAGACGAUAGUGUCACACAAACAGCUGAAGAUGUCACAACAGGGCCGGGGAAAAAAGAGAAGGAAGCUUCCAAAUUUGUUUUAAAUGAAUUGAAAAGGAAAUUAGUGAAAAGAGAAGAUGUGAUGAGGGAAAGAGAAAGACAGGCGCUGGCAAAAACGAUGCCAGAACUCAAAGUGGUUCCCGAAUUCCCUCGACAAAUAAAACUUGAAGAAGUUUUAGACCGAAAAGGUUUUAUAUCAAAAAUAUUACGAAAACAAAAGAAAAAAACGAAACUGAAACCAAUAAAUAAGCAACAUUUAUUAAUAAAACGAAAUAAAAAAUCAUGCGGUGUUUUUAAUAAGAAAUACAUAUUGAAAAAUAAAUUUUAUAUGACGGAGAAAGACAUUCCGGGAUAUAUUUAUAUAGCAAAUGCUAAUUUAAAAUUGAAGUCCAAAAUAAUCACAUUUACUGCAUGUAAACAAUUUAUUAUUAUAAUGAGAUGGUGUAGAAAAUCAAAACCGAUAAAACAUAAAGAACACCAUAUCGGCGAACCAACAAACAAUAAUUCACCGGUUAAUUUCAAAGUUUCAAAGAAAGAUUUAGAAUUGUCUUCAUCAGAAAGUGAAUGUGACUUCGAUCAAAUAGAACGAGGGGAUAUUUUGAAAGACAUUCGACGGCACAGAGUGAAAAAGAACGCGACCAUAGACACAGCAGACGAAAGUUUACAGCCCAUAGAGUAUAGUUUGGGUACUGGAUUGGCUAUGGCGUCAGUGUUACAGAUAAAUAGCUUCGCUAAUAGACCCAAUAUGGCGGAAGAAGAGUUUAUUGGUGAUGGUGAAGUCUCAGAUGACAGUGGAAAUGAUGAUUAAAUCAAAAGUUUCCAAGAUAUAAAAAAUAUUACGCUUUGAACAUUUGAUCUUCGACGCUUUUUUUAAUCUUACUAAAAUUAUAAAUG